GUCUUUUCGAGGGCGACGAAGAUCUUGACAUCGUCGCCGCAAUCCGAGACACUCUCGGCGACGAUCUCGAUCUCUACCACUUGAUCAACAAAACGGAUAUGUUGGCUCCCGUGGAAACAAGAAAAUUCUAUCAAACCGAGGAAUACGCACAGAUUCUCGGCGAUCUCGUCGUAAAGAUUCGAGAACGGCUUGACUCCGGAGCUGGCGAGAAGCUCCUCAAGAAGUAUCGCGUUCUUGAGCACAAGCAUCAAGGCCAGUACCAGACCAUCGUGAUCGGCGCCUUGAUGAUGCGUGCUGGAGCCAACAUCAAGACCCACGACUUGCAGCAUCUGCGCGACCUCGUUCCCGAGGUCCCUUGCCAGUAUCGCUUUGCCUUGCCGAUUAUGGACCAUGGUUUCCGUGACCCCGGCAAGGCGCAAUUUCUUGCUGCGCUCGACAACUACCAGCCGGGAACGCCCCGAGACUUUCAUGAGCCAAGCUGCUUUCAUUGCGGCAAAAUGCAGGCAGACCACGGAAUCAAGUUGAAGAAGUGCGGUCAUUGCCAGGCGGCUUGGUACUGCGGCAUUGACUGCCAGAGGGCCCAUCGGAAGAUUCACAAGGUUUCUUGCAAGACCUCCCGGGAGAAGGUUCUUGCCAAUGUCUAGAACCGCAUGAUGACCUUGGACCGGUAUUUAUCGCUCUGACAUGGCCAUCAGACCUGAUAUUUCCCGGCGUUUGAUAUGUACUCGGGUGGGCAGCAUGAGAUACUGGCUGGCUUACGGUUGGGGCGAGAUGUGACGGAAGGUAUGGAAGGAAACGAAUCUUUCUCGCACAAGUUUAGUCCAGAUGCUGGAUUCGAAUCGUCAGAUGUAAUAGGCAGACAGGAAGAUUCAAAUGAG
Molecule: messenger RNA, 878 nt
Organism: Colletotrichum phormii
Lineage: Eukaryota; Fungi; Ascomycota; Sordariomycetes; Glomerellales; Glomerellaceae
Exons: 3
Coding region: 99-644 (181 amino acids)
Source: RefSeq, a predicted model, not a curated record